Meloidogyne enterolobii is the source of this 282-nucleotide messenger RNA. NCBI's taxonomy places the organism in Eukaryota, Metazoa, Nematoda, Chromadorea, Rhabditida, Meloidogynidae. The record is from the annotation of a GenBank genome assembly.
CCGCUCUGUGGGCGGUUGACAAAAACUGUUGUCCCAACUAUAAGUAUUCUGUUAUACGAGCAGUAUGCUAGGGCUUCGCCUGGAGGAAAAUGACUCGGAAGAGUUGUUGUGGAGGGGUGCAGGCACGGUAACAUUCGAAGCCACAUUUUGGUUUUGGAUGUUGUACCAAUAUAAUAUGCACCAAGGAGGUCAGAGGAAAGUCCAUCGCUGCGACAAAUCGCCCUUGUGUACUGAUGUUCGAUGAGACAGCUGCGCUCCCAAAUUUUUUUCUGAACUAAAUGA